UGAAAUUAGCGGCCAAAAAAAUAAGGGAAGAAACCCAAAAUCGUUUGCCCUAAUUAUUCUACUUCUUCCGCAGCAGCAGCGCAGCGAAGCGAAGCGAACAAUUCCAACUACGAUACGAUGUCAGAGGAUUCUACGACGAGGUACCGUAUAGGUUACGCUCUGGCGCCAAAGAAAGUUCAGAGUUUCAUCCAACCAUCGCUCCUCAAUCUAGCCAAAGAGAGAGGAAUCGAUCUAUUUCCUGUCCAAAUCACCAAACCCUUGAUCGAUCAAUUCCCCUUAAAUUGUAUCAUCCACAAAUUAUCCGACCCGGAAUGGCGGAAUCAGCUCGAGCAGCUCCUCGUGCAGAAGCCAAACGUCGUCGUAAUCGACCGGCCGGAGGCAAUCGAGCGCCUCCACAAUCGGGUCUCCAUGCUGCAGGCUGUGAACCAGCUGGAAAUUGCAAGCGGGUUUUCGGUUGGGGUUCCGAAGCAGGUGUCUGUGGAAAAUCCCCAAUCGCUGAUUGAAUGCGUUGCGUCGAGUGGUUUAAGUUUUCCGGUGAUUGCGAAGCCGCUGGUGGCGAACGGGACCGCGGGCUCUCAUCAAAUGUCGUUGGUUUUCAAUGAGGAGGGCUUGCGAGGGCUGAAAUUGAGCCAGCCGUUUGUGUUGCAGGAGUUUGUGAAUCAUGGAGCGGUCAUUUUCAAAGUUUAUGUGGCGGGUCAGCACAUUCAGUGUGUGAAGAGAAGGUCGUUGCCGGAUAUCUCGGAGGAGAAGUUGGGUGUUUUGGAGAAUUCGGUGUCGUUUUCACAGAUUUCGAAUGUGACUGCUCAAGAUCAGAGUGGUGACGGCGUGGAGAAGCUGAUGGAGGCGGCUGAGCUGCCCCCAUCUAGUUUUGUGACAAAAGUAGCUAGUCAGUUAAGGGAAACUUUGAAACUGAACCUUUUCAAUUUUGAUAUGAUAAGGGACAGUAGUGUUGGAGGCCGGUAUCUAGUUAUUGAUAUAAAUUACUUUCCAGGGUAUGCCAAGAUGCCGUGUUACGAGACGAUUUUAACUGAUUUUUUCCUCGACAUUGUGCAGAAGAAGCCAAAUGCGGUUUCUGAGGAUUGUUAGUGAGUAUAACCGAGUAGUUCUAUGGCUCCAAGCUGAUAUUCUGGCCUAUCAUGGUGAUAAACAACGACCAUUGGGUUCAUCUUGGUUGAUGAAAUGCUGAGAUUGUGUGGAAAUUCUCAGGAUAGGAGGGUUAGCUGCUUACUUGGGACAUUGUGAAAUCUUAUACUCCAAUUGCUUUUGUAUCAGGUAAGAACCUACGCUUAUAUCACAUAUUGUUAUUUUCGGAUAUCUAUGGAAGGAACAGGCAUUUGAAAUUAUGGAUUCUUGUGUUGACUAUCCUUAUCUCUGUUAUGUUAUUUCUAGCCAAAUUAGAAUAAUAGUUUAUAUCAAGAUUGUAUAUCUGUUAAAAAGUUUCUCUUUAUGUAUCUAUGUGAUUUCUACCCUACCUAACUAUUUAGAUAUUGCUUGCAUAUUGACUUCUUUAGCAGAUUAAAGCUCACGUAAGUCAUAACCUAAUACUCUUAUCCAAUCCUAAAAUACUAUUCUUAACUAGGUAGAUUUUACCCAGACCAAGACCCAUGAAUGCCUGGAUUGUGACACUCCACAUAAGGUGAUUUGACAUUUUAGUUCUACCCUUUUUUUAUGAACAAUUUCCUUUUACCUAAUAGUAGGACUUCUUCGUGUUACUUCUCAUAGAAGCUGUUACGGUGAGCCAAAAAUCAGAACGAACCAGGCGAGAAAAAUUCAAAAUCAGGGAGAGACUGAUUAUCGUACAACAUAAACCAGCCUGAAUAAUUUCUGUUUACAUAGGCUCUGUGGCAGUCAUGUGUCCUACUGUGAGUUUGGAAAUGGAUUAUUACAUGAUAAGAAAGUAGAACUUAUUUCGCACUUAUACAUGGAAAAAAUGGGGGAAAAACUUGUGGACAACAUGAAUCACACUGCUGAUGAUCAUACAGGCUGGGGAGUCUAUAUACCACCGCAAAGAAAUUAGUAGUACAUGAAAUCUGGAAAUUUUCUCAAUGCUAAAUGUUAAAGUAUAUUCCUUGAGAUGUGAUUUAUCUCUUGACACCAUCUGUUAGCAGCCUCUGUCCAGAUACGAGAUUGAUCAUGGCGACAGUCUGGCUUGACUGCAAUCAACAAAGCGCUGUUAGUAAUAUUUGAGUAAAAAGGAGAACAUUUUUUACAAUGGAAGCAUGAUUUUACUUACUCAAGGACUUGUUUCCAGUAGUAGUUGCUUGCUUCAUCAUCCAUUAGAAUAUCUUCUAAGGCUUCAGAAGUAGUUGGAGGGUUGGAAAAUUCAGCCAGGCUGAUGAAAUUGUCAGGUUCUUGAUCUGUGCUUAAACACACCGGAGAUGCUGAGAUGAGAUCAGGUACUUCAUAAUCUGUGUACAUGUUAGAUGAUUCCCCAAAUUUGUUGCUAUUUAUAUCCAUCACAUUGUUGGUUUCCAUUGUGUUCUGGAAGACAGGUCGAAGUGCAUCUUUGAAGCUCGGUUGGCAUGUCAGAGCGUCAAACUCAGGUUUCUGAGUGAAUCUUUCCAACUGCAAUCCCAUCAUAUGGGAAUCCCAUGGAGGUCUGUUUGUGACUUGAGCUGAUCCCAGGCUAGGACUAAAAGUUUCCAUCGCGACAGGAGGCAAAACUGAAGUAGUACCAGUGUUCAACAACUGUAAAAUGUUACCUACCAGUAGAACUUUUGCGAGACGAGCAGCAUCCUCUUGAGAUCUCACAAUACCUUCCCAGGUAAGAUUUCUUGAACUAUUAUAGCUGAGAAGCUGAGGUAAUACAGGUAACAAGGUAUCAAGAUGAGUUCUUGGCAUAUGAGUAUCGGGGUCUAUCCCAUUCCGAAGCAGCUUUUUCUUCAGACGAGUAUUCCAGAAGUUCUUGAUCUCGUUAUCGGUUCUCCCUGGCAGGUAACUAGCUAUGACCGACCACCUGGAAAACAUAAAAUGGGUAAUAAUCAUCAAAUGCAUCAAAGGCUACAAGUUACAUAUUGAGGUUAGUUCAUUACUUGUUGCCUAGCUCUGCAUGAAGAUCGAUAAUGACCCUUUCUUCCUCGUCAGUAAAGGCUCCUCUCUUGAUAUCGGGGCGGAGAUAAUUUGUCCAACGCAGGCGGCAGCUCUUCCCGCACCUAUUGAGCCCCGCAAGCUUUGGCAGCUCUUUCCAGCUGCCAUGGCCGUGUUUCUGAAUGCAGUCAACGAGCAUCCGGUCUUCUUCAGGUGUCCACGGCCCUUUCUUUAAGCCAUUUUCUUCUGUCGUCAUUUCCAUCGUGUUGUGUGUGUGUCUUGAGCAAUUUUAGAUGAACAUGAGUCAGUUUUGUGUGAAAUGUGUGUGUUUAUAGCAUGGUUUUUAUAGUGUGGGAGUGUUUGAAAAUUUGGACAGUGGCGUGCUGUGGAGAGUCAUUGACUCUUGUUUCUUUGCUUUCUUUCUCUCUUUUUCUUCCUUCCUUCUCUAGGUAUCGAAAUAUCGAGCUGGGCUAUA
This is a messenger RNA of Salvia miltiorrhiza (redroot sage), 3502 nucleotides long. Its product is annotated as inositol-tetrakisphosphate 1-kinase 2. Gene Ontology annotation, biological process: inositol trisphosphate metabolic process. The record is from RefSeq and is a predicted model, not a curated record. NCBI's taxonomy places the organism in Eukaryota, Viridiplantae, Streptophyta, Magnoliopsida, Lamiales, Lamiaceae. Gene Ontology annotation, cellular component: cytoplasm. The transcript has 2 exons. Bases 118 to 1086 code for a protein of 322 amino acids. Gene Ontology annotation, molecular function: magnesium ion binding; inositol-3,4,5,6-tetrakisphosphate 1-kinase activity; inositol-1,3,4-trisphosphate 6-kinase activity.